AUGUCGUCCUUUUUAUUAGACACACCCCUUGCUAAUGUCUUUCGGUGGCUUGGAACAAGAAAGCUGUUUAGCUUUCCCGAAGAGCGGGAUGACUACGAUUUGGCAAUCGCGGAUGAAGGAUGGAAGCGACACUGCCUAUCAGGCCGACCGGACCUGGAGAGCGUGAGAGCUCAUCUUUGUAUGAACGAGCCAGAAGGCAAAUAUGUCAUGGUUGACUGGUACGGUGCCACUGAUCCGGCAAACCCUCUGAAUUGGCCCAAGCGCAAAAAGUUUGUUGUUUAUUUUAUUAUCCUCUAUAUCUCGGUUGCCGUUUAUAUGUCCGGCUCGAUCUAUUCAGCGGCACAAAGUGAGGUUGAUGAGGCCUUUGGCGUAUCUGCGACGGUCUCAAGUCUUGGGCUUGGGCUUUACGUGUUGGGUUACGGUGUUGGGCCGAUGUUCUGGUCACCUCUGUCUGAGAUCCCAGCUGUUGGACGUAAUAUUCCUUAUCUUGCAUCGUUGACACUCUUCGUCCUGAUUUCAAUUCCAACAGCACUGGCACCCAACAUUGCAUCUUUAUUAGUGCUUCGGUUCCUCCAGGGAUUCUUUGGGUCACCAGUCCUUACCACAGGCGGCGCGUCGUUGGGUGAUGUUAGUAGUGCAUAUGGCAAACCUUAUGCCUUCUACAGCUUGGCAUUGUUUUCUUUAGGAGGGCCUGCCUUGGGGAACACCAUAGCUGGCUACAGCAUUCCUGUGUUGGGAUGGAGAUGGAGCUUGUGGGAGGUUCUCCUAGCCAAUGGGCCCGGACUUGUCCUGCUCCUUUUUCUACCGGAGACUUCCGCAGCCAAUAUUCUGUAUCGUCGCACCCAAAGAAUCCGAAUAUUGUCACUGAAGGAGAUCUACAAAUUCGAGCCUGAAAUGAAAGCGAAAAACACCACUGUGGUAAACAGACUGCACCGAGCCUUGAUCGUCCCCUGGAAGCUGAACGUACUCGACCCCUCCAUUGCAUUCACAAGUAUCUACUGUGGUCUCGUCUAUGCUAUUUUCUACUCCUUCUUCGAGUUCUUUCCUCUAGUUUACGGUAACAUAUACAAUAUGACACUAGGGGAGGUGGGAUUGAUCUUUCUAUCCGUCAUCGUUGCAGUCGGAUUAGCCGGCAUUCCGUACUGCGCCUUUGUCCAUUUCGUCGUCAAUAAAUCAAUCAAAAAUGACAAUCCAAUGACACCCGAAGGACGUCUCCUUCCAUCGCUAUUUGCUUCGGUGCUAAUCCCUGUCGGAAUCCUGAUAUUUGCGUGGACUUCAAGGUCCGACAUACAUUGGAUCGUACCCACCAUAGGCACGAUGCUCGUUUCAGGCAGUGUCGUUAUGAUUAUCCAGUCGGUGUUUGUCUAUAUAACCCUGGCCUAUCCCAGGUACACUGCUUCCCUGUUCAGUGGGAACGGGCUGAUCAGAUCUUCGGUCGCAUUUGCGGGUGUUCUUUGGUCUCACCCGUUGUAUGACGCGCUUGGUGUGAACUGGGGAAUGACUUUGAUGGGCGGUUGCUGUGCGAUAUGCAUUAUUGGCAUCUAUGUACUGUACUACUUUGGACAUAAGUUGAGGGCAAGGAGCAAAUUUACUGAGUAGGCUCUAUGCUCACUCUAUAUUACAUCUGUCCUACAGAAGCUUAGAUACUGUCUCACAGUCUUCCUGUUCCAUUAACGAACGCUAUGUCUAGCAGCAUACUUUCAAUACUAGUCUAGCGAACUCCUGGAGCGUGGUAACUUAACCAUUGCCUAGUUUACGGAGUAGUGAUAAUACAGUAUGUGUUGAUGCCUGCAGGAUAUCGUUUCUGUGGCAUUUCCAGACUAGCUUAAAGCCUCUUGGCAUUCAGGCUUGGAAAAUCAUAAUGAAAAGAGUCACAUAGAAUCAGUGCAUCGGUGUUGCAACCGUGU
Molecule: messenger RNA, 1907 nt
Organism: Aspergillus pseudotamarii
Lineage: Eukaryota; Fungi; Ascomycota; Eurotiomycetes; Eurotiales; Aspergillaceae
Product: MFS transporter
Exons: 3
Coding region: 1-1599 (532 amino acids)
Biological process (GO): xenobiotic detoxification by transmembrane export across the plasma membrane
Molecular function (GO): fluconazole transmembrane transporter activity
Source: RefSeq, a predicted model, not a curated record